AAUAUUCACUUGCAUUGGAACCAUUGUACCUUGCUCCGCCAUGUGUGGACAGCAGGAAAUGCCGGAAAAGAAAGUGGCGCACGAUUUGUGGAGGCAAACGUUUGAGCACAGGAGGACUGCCGCCGAGAUCCACCGAUGCCGGAAGGGACAACGAACGGACAUCAAGCCGACAGAAUGGGCCAAGUUUGGUUACGCGCUGCGAGAGGAUGUCCUAAGCCAAGAGAUCGUGCACGACUCGCAGACGCUUCCGAUUCCUCGGGUCAAGCGCAGCGAGAUUUCACCGGAGCAGUUCUUUAAGGAGUUUGCGGAGAAGAAGCGGCCGGUGAUUGUCGAGGGCGCGUGCUCUUCAUGGCCUGGAUCCAGUAGAUGGUCCCUCGCGGCCUUGGAAGAGAGGUUCCGGCACGUUGACUUCAAAGUUGGGAAAACCGACAAGGGCAAGAACAUUCAGCUGAAGAUGAAGUACUUCAUCGACUAUUGCCGCCAUCAGCAAGAUGACAGCCCGCUCUACUUGUUCGAGACCAAAGUCGACGAUACCAGCGCCAUGCGGCACUUGCUGGACGACUUUGAGAUGCCGGAUCUCUUCCCUCACGACUGGUUGGCGCUCAUGAACCACGACGCCCGGCCGCCCCACCGCUGGUGGUGCAUCGGGCCCAAGCGCUCCGGGACCACAGUGCACACGGACCCCUUGGGCACCGCUGCCUGGAACGCUGUCACCCACGGCGUGAAGCGCUGGGUCCUCUUCGAGCCGCAAACGCCCAAGCGCAUCGCCAAGGCCAAAGACCUGGUGCGGAAAGGCGAGGAUACCGAAGCCGUCAUGUACUUCGACUUUCUGCUGCCACGCCUCAAGGAGGCAUAUCCGGAUGUGAAGAGCUACGAGGGUCUGCAGCGGCCCGGGGAUGUCAUCUUCGUGCCCGGGGACUGGUGGCAUGGUGUGCUCAAUCUGGAGGACUGUGUUGCAGUGACCCAGAAUUAUUGUGGCCCAGACAAUUUCGACACAGUGUGGUGCCGAGCUCGGAAGGACCGCGAGAAGGUGGCCUAUCUGUGGUUCCGGAACAUGAAGAAGUUCGCACCCAGGCUCUAUGACCGUGCUUUGGAGUUAAACUCACGAGACUGUUUUCGCAUGCGCCAUGCACGAGGAGCAGGUGAGAAGGUGGACUCUUCGGGCGACUCCAGCAGCGAGUCCAGCAGCGACUCCACCAGCGACGAGGCGGAGGAUCUGGCGACGGAGGGCCUGGAGUCCGCGCUGGGCGCCGGGAUUACGCUGGGGUUGAAGCGCAGCGCGCCAGACGAGGCUCCACGGCCCACAUCGCGGCGCCGCAUGGAAGACCCCAGCUCCGCCUAA
This is a messenger RNA of Effrenium voratum, 1342 nucleotides long. The record is from the annotation of a GenBank genome assembly. Lineage: Eukaryota; Dinophyceae; Suessiales; Symbiodiniaceae.